Molecule: messenger RNA, 690 nt
Organism: Colletotrichum karsti
Lineage: Eukaryota; Fungi; Ascomycota; Sordariomycetes; Glomerellales; Glomerellaceae
Product: DlpA domain-containing protein
Exons: 2
Coding region: 1-690 (229 amino acids)
Source: RefSeq, a predicted model, not a curated record
AUGGCCACUGCGGAAGAUGCCCGCAUUGCAGCUCUCCAGAAAUUCACCGCCUGUGACAUAUCAGAUGCCCUCGUCAAGCUCAAAGUCUCCGGAGGGGGCUUCAUACCCGACCUCCAGCUUCUGGGCCAACCAAACCCUGCAAACGCUUCCGUUACCAUAGCACCGGCGUCCACAAUCCUGUUUGCCCGGAAAGGCGAGAAGCUGGACUCGCCUCCCACCAACAUCCCCAAAGACACCCACUGGGCAGACAUAACCCAACCAGGAAGUGUCGUGAUCAUUAGGCAGCCCGAUGGCCAAAAGAACGCUGUCUGCGGGGGUAUCAUGGCCGUCCGGAUGAAGGUCCGCCAAGCCAAGGCGGUGGUGGUCGUGGGUCGCGCAAGGGACCUGGACGAACUGACCAGUACGGGCCUGCCCAUCUGGUCGCGAGGCCUGUCCACUGUUGGAGCCGGGGCGGACAGCACGCCGUGGGCAGUCCAGGUACCCAUUACCGUGGAUGGCACAGUCGUCAAUCCCGGCGACCUCGUCUUUGCUGACCCGGUCAACGGUGUUGUUGUCAUUCCUCGAGAUAAGAUCGACCAGGUGUUGGAGCUCCUGCCGAAACUGACUGCUGCGGAUGAUAAGGUCAAGGAGGAUGUGCUGAAGGGCGUGAGCGUCUUUGACGCUUUCAAGUCUCAUCGGAGCAAUCUAUGA